AUGCGUCCACACAACCUGCAGUGCUAUCUCGCCGCAGUUAGCACAUUCAUAUUCGGCUUGGUCCAAGCCGGCCAUGGCUUAGAUCUCAAUUUCGCCAGCGACGGAGCCGGUCUCCCUGUCGCGCUCGACUCAUUCAACGGCCUGGAACUUCGCGACAGCCUCGACGAAAAUGGCCACUCCAACGGACUCGACCUCGUUCGCCGAUACCCCAAUAACGCCAAAUCCCUCGGAAACAAUCAAUUUGCGCUCGAAUCGCUCCAACUCGGCGAUGUACUGUGGUUCUACCUGCCCAAGGACGUGGUGAAUGGUCCCCACGCCGCCGCGGGGGUGGGACUUCCUGCCUACGUGUCCGAUAACGACGACGACACAAGCUCGAGCCAUGAAUUACGGAAACGCGCGCUCGUUGAGCGAGACACCACAACGGUAUACCUGUCUCUGACGACGUGCAGCAAGCCGCAUACCAAUAAGACCGGGGCGCAUGGCGAUUUCCCACAAUUGGAGGUCUAUGUUUCGAACUCGAAGGAUCUGGAAGAGCCAGGGCCGGGCAAGGAUGACGAUCUGCAGGACAAGUACACGGCUUCUGGCGGGUACCUGGGGAUCACGAAGGAUACGGACAGCGACGUGUUUAUUGGAGUUGCAGCGCCGAAUUCCACGGAGUACACGGGAGGCUACACGUUCCAACUUGCGGCCUCGAUCGACGAGUACUUUCAUCAAUGGGUCAACGACACGAAUUUGUUUUUCAUUGACGCGGACAACUCAGCUGCGCUGCUUGUCACCAAUAAUUUGACGGAGUCGGACAAGAAUACUACGAAUUACCAUCAGUGGAUGAACAUGGUGCCGCCGUUUACGAUGUUCGCACACAAUAUCAACAACACCGCGCUGAAGGGCUUGGAGCAGUCCUUCUGUGCUCUUGAUAGUCUGUCGCAGGUCGGCCGGAUCAGUAAUAUCACCGAGGUUGGUAUGACCAGUCGGGGAUUGGGCAACAAGCCCAAAGAGCAGUUCUACAUUACAGGGUUGAACAGAAGCUCAUCCUACGAGGGCCUUCUCGCGAUGGUUGGCAAUUCUACUGCAUCGGGUAACGGAAUCGUCGGCGGCGGCGGCAAGGUCUGGAGACCAAUGAAUUUCACAACGAAAGCAGACGAUAACUGCGCCGUCCUUUUCAAUCUCACCUUCUGCUCUGAGGUCGCUUAUGCCGUCCCAUCAAACCCGGACCUCAGCGUGGACAAAUUACGCACGAUCUACGACUCCUACGCUUCAAAGUAUUACAAGAACUUCAACUACUCAUUACAGCAAGUCCAAUGCAAGACAGACGAUGAAUCAAUGUUUUCCUUGUCGGUUACCUGCGCAGACUGCGAAAAAGCAUACCGCGAAUGGCUGUGCAGCGUCACCAUCCCACGAUGCGCAGAUUACUCCGCCACAGAAUCCUACCUCGCCGUCCGCAACGCAGGGCAGGAUUUCUUCAACGGCACUUCGCUGCCAAGCGAUAGUCCCUACAGAAAAUCCGUUGCGUCGAACAACUCGCGCAAUCCCAUCAUCGACGAGCUUGUCAAACCGGGGCCAUAUAAAGAGAUCCUACCCUGUCAGGAUAUCUGCCAUACCCUCGUCAAAAGCUGUCCUUCUUCAUUGGGUUUCUCGUGUCCUGAAGGGAGUUGGCUUAAUUCUUCUUAUGGAUACCGGAAUUCGGAUGGGGUUAUCACUUGUUCCUAUCUGGGUGCUGUGUAUUAUCUGAGUCUUGGAGCUCGUGUUGGGGCUGCGGCCUGGUGGACUGUCUUGGUUGGCUUGGUAGCGCUUUUGUUUGUUUAG
Penicillium brevicompactum is the source of this 1803-nucleotide messenger RNA. RefSeq names its product MID1 family protein. The record is from RefSeq and is a predicted model, not a curated record. The transcript is spliced from 2 exons. Bases 1 to 1803 code for a protein of 600 amino acids. Gene Ontology annotation, molecular function: calcium channel activity. Lineage: Eukaryota; Fungi; Ascomycota; Eurotiomycetes; Eurotiales; Aspergillaceae. Gene Ontology annotation, biological process: calcium ion import across plasma membrane.